UCGUCUACGAUCAGGACAGGCGGUUCAGCAACGUGCGUCUGUUGCGACAACAUUGGAAAGUUCUUUUGGGUCGGUGACAGCAAGGGCUCAGUUUAUGCGUUUGUCAUUCAUCUGACACCGGGAAAAAUAUUCAAAGGAAAAAGAACCAUUCUGAUGGACAGCGUUCCGGUGACGUCCGUCGAAGUGAGGGCAUUAAUCAGUCGAGGAGUGAGUGAAAACUGGCUUUUGGCGGAUCUACGGGCGAACGCAGCUUGUCUCUACAGAGUUUGUGCGAAAGACGGUUCCCUGCAGUUUUAUAGAAAGUUCUUUACGCAGCAUGUUCGCCAUAACUUGCACAGUCACUUUUCACCGCUUAUCUCGUCUGGCGGAAUGGCAUGCAUCGUUUGUCCAAGCGAAGAUGGCAACGUUUAUUUAUUCGAUUUCAACUCAGACGGUCGUAAAUACAUGUUGAAGGUUUCGCACGAAUCCGGCCCGGUCAUCGACUGCUGUCUUAACCACGACGAAAGCUGUGUGCUGUUUGGAGACGCGGCGGUAAGAAUCUAG
Messenger RNA from Soboliphyme baturini, 543 nucleotides. NCBI's taxonomy places the organism in Eukaryota, Metazoa, Nematoda, Enoplea, Dioctophymatida, Soboliphymatidae. The record is from the annotation of a GenBank genome assembly.